This is a messenger RNA of Leptomonas pyrrhocoris, 2194 nucleotides long. RefSeq lists its product as hypothetical. The transcript has a single exon. NCBI's taxonomy places the organism in Eukaryota, Euglenozoa, Kinetoplastea, Trypanosomatida, Trypanosomatidae. The record is from RefSeq and is a predicted model, not a curated record. The coding region runs from base 227 to 2194 and encodes 655 amino acids.
AGAACAAGAAAAAUUAUAUAUUACGGCCACGCGUCUCCACGCUUUCACAAACACACGCACACACACAACGGCGUUGGUGGCGGGACGACUUCUACUUCUGCAGCGAGGAGCGUUGCGGUAAUCUAUCUAUUUCUCAAACAGGUAACCUUCCUUUACUUGAAUACGUAGCAUUUGAGCAGUACAACUUCUCCUUCUUCGUUGUUUUCUUUUCUGCUUCACUUGUAGGAUGUCUGUCACCGGCGUCUUCACUAAAGGCCGCGGCACCGGCCACGUCUCCGCCACCUCCGUCCUCCGCUACGUCCCUCGCGCGCGUGUGCCGUGGCAACCCAGCCGCUUCGGUCGCGAAAACUUAGCAGAGGACGACCUGGCGCGUCUCUGGGGUCUUGGACGCUACCGGACCGGUCCCGGCAACUACAACAGCGGCUACAGCACGGAAAAGACACACAGCCUCGAGGACAACACGAUCAACAUGAUUCCCAAGCACGAGCUAGAGAAGUUCAUGCCAGACAUCUCGCUCGGUCCCAAGGCGCUGGUGACGCCGGUGUCGCUGAUGAGUGCGCGCAACGGGCACCGCGUGACGCACGACCUCCUUCACUCCUAUGACCCGUAUGUGGGCCGUCUGCAGAAGCCGGCGACGGUCGACCACGACAACAUCACGGUGGAGGACCCAAAUCGGGUGGGGCUGAACGCGGCGACGCUGGACUGCCGCGGCCGCAUCUACCGCUGGCUGCGUCGCGGUCCCUUCUUUCAGGAGGACCACUACUUCCGCCGCUCGACCCGAGUGCAGCGCGACGGCCAGCUCGCGGUAGCCGUGCAUGAGGUGCCGCUGAUGCAGCGCAUCGUCCGGCUGGCGCGUCGGGGCCAACUGAAGCUCGCCUGCGAGGAGUACCGCAAGACGACGUCGGUGCCGCCUGUGGAGGUGUACCGCGCGCUGACCGCCGCCUGUGUGCCCGGCGCGAAGCUGGCCGACGCCAUCGCCAUCUUUGAGGACGGCAACACCCGGCUCUUUUACGCGGCGCGGGACGGCGAGGUCCUCUACAACCUCCUCCGCUGCGCGAUGCGGGCGAAGCACCGGGUGCGAGUGAUGUGGGUAUACAACGUAAUGGUGGGCAGGCACUACGAGAACGUCGUGGUGCGGGCGGAGGUGGACCCGAUCUGGCGCUACCGCAUUGCGAGUCUGGCGCUGGAGUACCUGCUGGAUCACAACGCCGGCGAGGAGGCGCGCGUAAUUUACAGCUACCUCGCCGAAGCGCAGCUGCUCGAUUGCGACCUCUACGUCCGCCUCGGGCACGUCAUGCAGCAGGCACUGCAGGAGGGCAAGACGGUCCAUGCGAGGUCGGGGGCGUGGGAGGGCAUGGCGCUGGCGCAAAACGCCGCUGCGGUUGCGCCGCAGGUGGUCGCCGCCCUCUACGCCCGCUAUGCGGAGACGAUGAAGGAGGAGGGCGGCGAUGCGGUGAGGCGGCCGGGCUGGUCCCUGGCGGACCCCGCCACAACAAAGGCAGACGUUGACGCCACCGCUGCGGUGGCCUGGCUGCGGUCUGCGUUUCCGGACAUCGACCCCAUCGCCGUUCUACGACUUGCGCGCUUCCGCCGCAGCGCGAAAGACCUCAUGGCGAAGGACCGUCCCGCCUACGUCCAGCGCGCCGCGCAGUGGGUGGAGCUGCUGAGUCCGGCGCAUCAGGCGCGCGAGGAGGCCCCGCUCACGUACCUGCGCAAGUCCCGCCCCUCGCUGACAAACGCGAACGUGCGAGUCGCGUGGUUGCCGGAGCGGCAGCGGGCCCACGCGCUGCUCGCCCGCGACGAGGGCUUCCAGUUCGCCUACGCCGGCCCGGAGAGUCGCUUCGUCGAGGAGACCUUCUCGUACGGCGGCAGCACGUUGGAGAGUCGCUACUUGGCCCAGCAGCCGAUCCACACAGAGGUCACGGCGAGCGUGGAUUUGAGUGGCAGUCGUGCGGAGGACAACGCCGCUGAUGGGCGCUGGCCUCGUCUCGGGCCUUCCGCAACGACGCCGCGGAUUUUGCACGCGUCGGUGCUGCAGCAGUCAUCGCUGAGCUCCAGCGGCGGCGGCGCUCGCACGACGUUGCGUCCAGGUGGCAACGCGGCUGCAGCGGCUGCGUCGGCGGCGGCAUCUGGUCCUGGAAUGGCCUCCGCCCACGAAGCCGCCGACAAGGCAUUUGAGAAGGACCACUUUUGA